Molecule: messenger RNA, 317 nt
Organism: Geodia barretti
Lineage: Eukaryota; Metazoa; Porifera; Demospongiae; Tetractinellida; Geodiidae
Source: the annotation of a GenBank genome assembly
AUCAGUCAGAUACUUCAUUCCUUCAGCUAUCUCCAUGCACAUCCGGACCAGAUCCCCAAAUGUUAACCCCUAUUCAAUACAGAGAGAAAUGGUUGUCUUCAACUUGCCAAAACACGUACAACAGGAAAAUCAUCAAAGUUGGUUGGGUGGACUCUCUUUGCUCUAAGGAAGGUCUUGACAGAUCCAUUGGCCAUGAAUGGUAGGAUGAUGUAAGGAGAAUUGUCGGGAGUGUCGAAACACACUCCCAGGAGACCGAGAACGUGAGGAUGCUGGAAGUCCUUCAUAAUCAGACUCUCUGCUAGAAAUGACUGCAGCUG